AUGCCUUUCGCUACAAGUAUUUAUCGUAAACCAACUUUCACAGGAUUAUUAUUAAAAUGGUCAUCAUAUGUACCAAAAACAUACAAAAUUAGUGCAAUUAGUACAAUGAUCUAUCGAGCUAUUAAAAUAUGCUCGACAUUUAAAUUAAUGACACAAGAAUUUGACUUCAUUCGAAAACUCGCAAUCCAAAACGGUUAUCCCAUUAACUUCAUUGAAUCACAAAUUCGAUCAACGCUCAACCGUUAUUAUAACUACAAAUAUUCGCAAAAGCCGAACUCUCUAACUGCAGCUGUCUUAAGUGCGAAAAAGAAAGAACAAGCGUACGUCGACAUUCCAUAUUUUGACAAAACAACUGAAAAAUUAGGCAAAAAGUUAAUAAAAAUCGCUGCAUCUGUUCGUCCUCAACUACACGUUCAACCAAUACCACGUCCACCACCAGCGAUAUCGACUUUCUUCUCGUCAAAAGACAAAAUACUUAUUUAUCUCCAAUCUGGUGUCGUAUACGAAAUCUCCUGUCAAGAUUGCGAAGCCACAUAUAUAGGCAAAACACUCCGUCAAAUUCAACGACGAUUACAUGAACACGGACAACCUUCUUCACCUGAACAGAAAUCCAACACUCCAACACAAACAACAAGUACUUCUCAAAAUGAUUUAUGA
Molecule: messenger RNA, 657 nt
Organism: Rotaria sordida
Lineage: Eukaryota; Metazoa; Rotifera; Eurotatoria; Philodinida; Philodinidae
Source: the annotation of a GenBank genome assembly